Messenger RNA from Cordyceps militaris CM01, 1305 nucleotides. RefSeq names its product Ribonuclease H2, subunit B. The transcript has a single exon. The record is from RefSeq and is a predicted model, not a curated record. Gene Ontology annotation, cellular component: nucleoplasm; ribonuclease H2 complex. Gene Ontology annotation, biological process: ribonucleotide metabolic process; RNA catabolic process. NCBI's taxonomy places the organism in Eukaryota, Fungi, Ascomycota, Sordariomycetes, Hypocreales, Cordycipitaceae. Bases 1 to 1305 code for a protein of 434 amino acids.
AUGAGAGGCACGCGAUCAUCGAAAACUGCAGCGGCGGAUGCUCCGAAAGACACCCCGGCCUCAAAGUCGAAAUAUGCCCUGUCUACAAAAUCCGGACAGUCUUCGAAGCUUUUUAUUCUGCCCCGUUCAGCCACAGAAGACGCGCGAAUUGUCUCUCUUCCUCACCCCCAGAAUGGACAACCUUCAAGAUACCUUGUUUGCCCAGAGACGGGUCUCUACGAAUUCACAAAAGUCGCAGCGCCAAAGACGGCGCCACGCAGCUGGCUGAUUGCAUCCGCCGACAGUGACAAGGAAAAUCAGGGCAGGAUUGAAAGCGCAGAGACGGUUACCAGCGCGGAGCUGUUUGUCGCAACGCAUGUCGACCCCCUGUUCCUUCUCCUCCCGGCAUUACUAGAUGACAAUGCAACGAAAUCACCAACAAAUCAGAAGCGCCUAUUCCUAUCAAUCGAAGACUAUCUUGAUAAGCUACCAGAGAAGUCGUCGAAUCUAUCAGAGGUUGCGCGAUGGCCCAAGAUGAAGGCCCUAUUGGAGUCUAGACUCGCUGCGAUAUGCGACAGCGUGGAUGCUGGUGAUGAGUCCAUGUUUCGAGUCAACGAGGUGAAGCUGUUCUCUGUUAUUCUUUCUAAAGCCACGCGUCUUGCUUCUGGGGGCCUGCCUGCUAGUGUCGAGGAGAAAUUCGUUCAAAAGGCCCUCGAGGCGCCUAUCCUGCUGCGAACUGCGAGCCUCCUCCCAGGCCCUGCCGCAGGUGUCGCUACGGCUCUCGAAGGUACCGGAUCCGGCACUUCAACACCGCGGACGGAAACAGCCGAGUCUCAAUCCAGUGUUGCAACUGAGGGCUCGACCUUUAGCGCGGCCUCGCAGCCUUCUACCGCGGCUUCCUCGUUCUCCGAGGAUGAUGUCGCCGUCACGACCGCGAUGACGGCGUCGGCCGAGGUUGUCCAGCUUCAGCGUCUCCGAGUCGCAUUUGAGUUCAUUUGCGCAAGCUAUAUCUCACAUGCUAUUGCCGACCGUUUGAAGCAAUCUCUCAGUGACAAUGCGACGUGCAAGGUGGAUUUCGGGCCGCUCAACACAUACUUGAUGGAACUCGAGAAGCUGCGCAAGGAAACCAUGGCAACACGGCCGACUAGUGACUUUUCAAGAAAGCGCAUGCGAGAUGAGGAGGAAGACGAAGCACGGCUAGAGAAGAAGCGAAAGCUGGAGGAAGAGAAGAAGAAGAAGGCCAAUGCAAGCAGAGGCGUAAGGGACUUGAAAAAGGUCAACACGACAGGGAUGAAGAAACUAAGUGCUUUUUUCACGAAGAAGUAA